Molecule: messenger RNA, 750 nt
Organism: Cladophialophora psammophila CBS 110553
Lineage: Eukaryota; Fungi; Ascomycota; Eurotiomycetes; Chaetothyriales; Herpotrichiellaceae
Exons: 1
Coding region: 1-750 (249 amino acids)
Source: RefSeq, a predicted model, not a curated record
AUGGCGCCUUCCGGGGUCAUUUGGCCUCCACCGAACGGCAACGCGUACAAGAACCACUCCAACGGCAACCGCUCCCGCACCGCGUUUGCAAUUCCUCCACUUACCAGUCGGCCACCGCUAUUCUGCUGUCCGGUCGCAGAGAGUAAUCCGGCUCACUUGCCUCGAAGCUUCGUCAACCCCGGCCGCCACUUGAUGAAUCUUCAGCUGCGAUCAUUCCUCGAGUGCGCCGACGAUGCAGAAUACAGCUUUCCGAAAUGCGAGGUAUCCCACAUUGUUGAGGUGACAACGAGGGCUCUACACAAUGAUACUUUGCCAUCUCAUGGUCGGCUAGCAGAGCAGCAAUGGAACAUCCCGGGCGAACUCAACAAUACCUCUCGGACAUCCUGCACUCCCCCACUUGAAGAGAGCGAGGAAAGCAAAAUGGCGCUCGAUGAGGAAGAGUUGGGCAGUGCAGAGAUUCCAUACAGUACAUAUGCGAGCAUGUCGACCAGAUACUUUAUCACCCAGAACAGCAGCAAGGCGUGGCAAAUCCCGCCCCAUUCUCGAUCUUAUCGAGAGACCCACCCCGAGCCGAACCCAAGCAGGGCGAGCAUCGAGAGAUAUAUGGAGAUACCACCUUUCAAGACAAUGCCAUACACUUCAGAGGGUAUUUCGGGAGGAGCAGGCGCUCGACCAUGGAUGCCGUCGUGCUCCAUCUUGAUGUGGUGUAGCAAGCACAACAAAUUCUACGAAGUGCACGUGUUGUCUUGA